Aspergillus aculeatinus CBS 121060 is the source of this 988-nucleotide messenger RNA. RefSeq lists its product as uncharacterized. NCBI's taxonomy places the organism in Eukaryota, Fungi, Ascomycota, Eurotiomycetes, Eurotiales, Aspergillaceae. The annotation marks the transcript as partial. The record is from RefSeq and is a predicted model, not a curated record. The transcript has a single exon.
CUACAACUUCACAGGGCUAGAUCGCAUUCACAGUAUGGACGACAAAACUUCAAACAUACACGGGGAUUCCCCUAAGAGAACCUCAUCCCGAGGGCCGCAGCCUGAAGAAGGUGUCGUUGACAGCUCAUCGCAACCUCCCACCACCGCGGCAGCUACCUCAACUGCACCAUCAUACUCACCCAUCUACGCCACCGCGCAACCCAACGAUAUACCUUCCCUGCCCGUGCAAACGCCAGCGCCUGCGCCGGCAGCACCUCCAUCCUCAACAUACACCCCAACACCAACCACCAUGAGCGACGCCCCCAUCCCAAGCUCGAGCACCACGACCACCUCUCCCCCACCCCCACAGCCAGGAGCUCCUCCCGUCCCAGCACCUACAACUUCAGCCUCAGCUUCCGCUCUAGGAACCUCCAUACCUCCACCCCCCAAAACAGGCGAGAUCCCCAAUCCAGCCGCCAUAGCAGCAGGAGCACAACCACCAGCACAACCACCACAAACAACCGCAGCGCCAGCAAUCACAGCAAUUACCCCAUCAACAACAAACUCCCAACCCCCAUCGGCCCUCCAACCACAACAGCAACACCCACCACAACAACAAUUCCCAUACAGCACCACAACGCAACACCAAUACAGCCCCCCAAACCCAGUCCCCACGGCUAUCCCCAACGCAACAACAACCCCCUACGCCUCCCUCUACCAGCCCCCGACCAGCGCCACAACGACCUCGCGCCCGGCAGCGACGGCGACGGCAACGUCCCAACAACUCCCGCUGCACUACGACCCCGGCGUCUCAGGGCGGGUGGAUCUCGACGAGGACGGCGAGGCGGGAAGCAGCAUCGUGGCGAACGCCAAGUCGUGGCUCCGCAGUGCGGGGACCAAGUUGGCCGAGGUGGAGGCGGAGGUGUGGAAGAAGAUUAAUGAUGUGCAUGAUAAGUGAGCCUCUUCUCUUCUCUUCUAAUCGAGAAGGAAUAGUGGGGGGGUCAUGUAU